This is a messenger RNA of Scutellospora calospora, 127 nucleotides long. The record is from the annotation of a GenBank genome assembly. Lineage: Eukaryota; Fungi; Glomeromycota; Glomeromycetes; Diversisporales; Gigasporaceae.
GAAGUUUUCUAAAGUAAUUGACGUGGGUAAGAAAAAGAUAGCUACUGAAACGACCGCUUUUAAUAGAUUUCAUGAUUGGGAUUCAAAAGGAAUCCGUGAAGGUAGUAAGGAAACAGAAUUGAAUACU